AUGUUGUCAAAGCGUUCCGAUGCGUUGAUAAGCGCUUUCGUUUUGACGCUCUAUUAUGUGGGCGUGGCCGAUGGGAACAACGCCUCCGACUUUGUGACAAUGGGCGAUCUGCGCAGGAGCAGGCGUGGCCACUCGCAUUCCUCGCGUCCCGGUGGCAUGAAAAUGGAGGGCAUUGGAUUCCAGUACACCAUGCGAUAUCAGCCGGGCUUCCACCUCCACAAGGUGGCCCAGCAGCAGGGCGAGGAUGGGGGAAUGGGUGAAAUGGAGGAACCUAUGCCCAUGCCCAUGCCAACUCCCGCGACUCCACCACCUGAUCCAGCUCCCACACAGCCGGAGGAAGAAGAGAUACCCAUGCGUACGACCGUGGCACCAACAGAGGAACCUUCACCUCCACCAGCUACGGAUUCGAUGAUGAUGCCCACUCCGAGUAAUUCGCCAGGAAUGAUGCCCAGUCCCCGGCCCAGUACGAAACCCUCGAUGAGACCGCCACCGCCCACACCACCAUCCAGCACCAAGACCUCCAUUAUGCAGCCCCAUCAGGCCCUGAAGAACCUCCUCUUCGGCUCGCCCAUCGAGGCGAAUCUCAUCCUCAAGAAACCCAAUGCACCGCGCUCGAAGGGCAAGGGCUUCCUCAGUCUGUUCGAGGUGAUCAAGUUCCCCAACACCAAGUGCAGUGUGUCCAUGGGCGACAUCCGGAGCAUGGAGGGCGUCUGCUACCACGAGUUCGAGUGCAAGAGCCUCGGGGGGAUUCCCACCGAGAGCUGUGCCGAGGGCGUGGGCGUAUGCUGUGUGUUCGUCAAUGGAUGUGGCGAUGUCACCAGCCAGCAGAUCCUCUACUUCGAGAGCCCCAACUAUCCGAAUGCGGUGCGGGAGAUGAUGAUAUGUGUGCUGAUCAUCAAUGUGAAGAAGGGAGUGCAACAGUUGAGGCUGGAUUUUCAGAUGUUCGAGCUAAGUCGUCCCAGCAAUGGUGAUUGCAUAGAUGAUCAAUUUAUAGUCUCGGGGCACAAUUCCAAUUUUCAGAUACCCAUUCUGUGUGGCAUCAACACGGGACAGCAUAUUUAUAUCCACGUUGGUGACUCAAACGAGGGCAAAGUGUAUCUUUCGGUUUUCAUGAAGGUCUCGGGAGGAGGGCGUUCUUUUAAUAUAAAAGUUACUCAGUUGGAGGAUAACCUGGCUCCUAAUAAUUGCCUGCAAUAUUUCCCCGAUGCUGAGGGUCUUAUAAAAUCAUUCAACUAUGAUACAGAUGGUUCAAUUGUGGACAACCGAGAAGCUACAUAUUUUAACAAUCUAAACUAUGCCAUAUGCCUGGCCCGCUUGAAGAAUGUGUGCAGCGUGGCUUAUAACACUGAACAACUGGGUGGCGAUCAGCCCGACUUUCAAAUCAUCAACAAAGAUGAGGCCGAGAACGAUUUGAUUUCCGAUGGCCAGGCGGGAGCUGGGAUCUUCAACUGUCCGGACGACUUCAUAGCCAUAAAUUCGGUACCGCUUUGCGGGGAGAGGUUCAAUGAUGGCCGGGAAAGCGACGAUUUCACCAUGCACGCCGUUGUGAGGGACACGGCCGCUGGUCCCAUCAUCCUGCCCUUCCGCACCGAUGCCGAAUAUGUGGGUCGCGGCUUUCGACUGCUCUACAGACAGGAACUGUGUGUCUAA
Messenger RNA from Drosophila subpulchrella, 1650 nucleotides. RefSeq lists its product as uncharacterized. The transcript has 7 exons. The record is from RefSeq and is a predicted model, not a curated record. Bases 1 to 1650 code for a protein of 549 amino acids. Lineage: Eukaryota; Metazoa; Arthropoda; Insecta; Diptera; Drosophilidae.